Molecule: messenger RNA, 909 nt
Organism: Aureococcus anophagefferens
Lineage: Eukaryota; Pelagophyceae; Pelagomonadales; Pelagomonadaceae
Exons: 2
Biological process (GO): mitochondrial translation; glutaminyl-tRNAGln biosynthesis via transamidation
Molecular function (GO): glutaminyl-tRNA synthase (glutamine-hydrolyzing) activity
Source: RefSeq, a predicted model, not a curated record
AUGUUCCGCCACGCGCGCACCGCCGUGCGCUUCUUCGCGAAGAAGAAGAAGAAGCAGCGACCAUCGGACUACCGCGCCGUCGUCGGCCUCGAGGUGCACGCGCAGCUCCUCACGGAGCGCAAGGCCUUUUGCAAAUGCCUGAACUGCAGCGACGGCGCGCCGAACGCGCACACCUGCGGCGUGUGCCUCGGCGAGCCGGGCUCGUUGCCCGUGGCCAACCCGGAGAUGGUCGCGCUCGGCGCCGUCGCCGCCGUCGCGCUGCGGUGCGAGUCCGUCGCGGACGACGUGACGUGGGACCGGAAAUCCUACUUCUACCCGGACCUGCCCAAGGGCUUCCAGAUCACGCAGAAGCGGUCGCCGCUGGCCGUGGGCGGGUCCGUGGAGAUUCUCGGCGACGCGGACGCGCGGGGCGGCGGAGAAAACGUAGCGAUCGGCGUCGAGUCCGCGCACCUCGAGGAGGACAGCGCGAAGCUCUCCUACAAAGGUGAUACCUUUGACGUCGACUUCAACCGGUCCGGCUGCGCUCUGGUGGAGAUCGUCUCGAAGCCGGAGCUGCGGAGCGGCGAGGAGGCCGCGCGCUACGCGCGGGAGCUCCAGCGGACGCUGCAACGCGUCGGCGCGUCCGACGGCGACAUGGCCGCGGGCUCCUUCCGCGUGGACGUCAACGUGAGCGUGGCGAAGGACGGCGACGUCGCCCUGCGAGAAAAGGUCGAGAUCAAGAACCUGAACAGCUUCAGGGCCGUCCGCGGCGCCGUGGACCACGAGGUCGAGCGGCAGGGCCGCGCGUACGACGCCGGCGAGACCGUUUUGCCGGAGACGCGGUCCUGGGACGGCAAGAAGACGGCCGUGCUGCGGGCCAAGGGCGGCGCCGAGGCCUAUCGCUUCGCGCCGGAGCCGGACCUGCCGCCG